ACACCCCACCCUCCUGUGAUCCGGCCCCGCCCACUCUCUGCAGCCCCGGCCGGAGCCGCUCCCUGAUCCCCGAUCUGUCACAACAUGGCGCACCAGACCGGCAUCCACGCAACACCGGAGUUGAAGGAGUUCUUUGCCAAGGCUCGGAAUGGAUCCAUCCGCCUUAUAAAAGUGGUCAUUGAAGAUGAGCAGCUGGUGUUGGGUGCGCACAAGGAGCUCAGACACAACUGGGACAAGGACUACGACACCUUCAUCCUCCCCCUGCUGGACGACACGCAGCCAUGCUACAUCCUCUACCGGCUCGACAGCCAGAACGCACAGGGGUUCGAGUGGCUCUUCCUGUCGUGGUCACCUGAUCACUCUCCGGUGCGGCUGAAGAUGUUGUACGCGGCGACCAGAGCGACCGUGAAGAAAGAGUUCGGAGGGGGACACAUCAAAGACGAAAUGUUCGGGACGCUAAAGGAAGACGUUGCCCUCGGCGGUUACCAGAAACACGUCUCCUCUUGCGCCGCGCCGGCGCCACUUACCGCGGCCGAGCAGGAGCUGGAGGAGAACUUUCUCUUCACUGUCCAGAAACUGGAUAUAGAAAAGGAGACCAUCGACCUGGUGCACACCAAGCACACCGACAUCCAGGAUCUGCCGGCCAGGGUCCCCAAAGACACGGCGCGCUACCACUUCUUCCUCUACAAACACUCCCACGAAGGAGACUAUCUGGAGUCUAUAGUGUUCAUCUACUCCAUGCCGGGAUACAAGUGCAGUAUAAAGGAGCGUAUGCUCUACUCCAGCUGUAAGAACCGCCUCCUGGAGUCCGUGGAGCAGGAAUACCAGCUGGACAUCGCAAAGAAGAUCGAAAUAGAAGACGGAUCCGAGUUGACGUCCGAGUUCCUCUACGACGAAGUCCACCCCAAACAGCACGCCUUCAAACAGGCCUUCGCCAAACCCAAGGGACCCGCAGGGAAGCGCGGGCAAAAGCGCUUGAUCAAAGGCCCCGGGGAGAACGGAGAGGACAGUUAAAGGGAGAUGGGGGGUGGGGUGGGGGGGCGGAUCCCACCCUAAUCUGGGCUUCCUUUGAUUGGCAGGAUGGGGCCUGCGCCGUGUGCGGGAUCCCCUGCGGGUUAUUUUGUUGCUUCCUCCGCGAUAUGGCGAGGUUGGUGUGGUUGGGCCCCAGGAAAACCUCCGCCCUCCUCCCCAUCCUCGUCCUCCUCCGCUUGUGGCUUGCUCCAUCCGGAAUCCGGAUAAAUCCUUUUAUAUUAUUUUCCUUCUUUUGU
Nanorana parkeri is the source of this 1268-nucleotide messenger RNA. It is a transcript of the gene TWF2, whose product is annotated as twinfilin actin binding protein 2. The transcript has 8 exons. Bases 85 to 1014 code for a protein of 309 amino acids. The record is from RefSeq and is a predicted model, not a curated record. Gene Ontology annotation, molecular function: actin monomer binding; actin filament binding. Gene Ontology annotation, cellular component: cytoplasm; myofibril; actin filament. Gene Ontology annotation, biological process: barbed-end actin filament capping; actin filament depolymerization; positive regulation of neuron projection development. Lineage: Eukaryota; Metazoa; Chordata; Amphibia; Anura; Dicroglossidae.